Zymoseptoria tritici IPO323 is the source of this 555-nucleotide messenger RNA. RefSeq lists its product as uncharacterized. The coding region runs from base 18 to 350 and encodes 110 amino acids. NCBI's taxonomy places the organism in Eukaryota, Fungi, Ascomycota, Dothideomycetes, Mycosphaerellales, Mycosphaerellaceae. The record is from RefSeq and is a predicted model, not a curated record. The transcript has 3 exons.
ACAAGCUACCGACCACGAUGCAGUCCACACGAUUCCUCGCCGCCAAUGCGCUGCGCGCACAGUCGGCCUCGACCUCCAUGCUCCGCAGCCGCGCCGUGCCAAUGCUCCGAAUGCAGCCGGUGAGAGGAUUCAAGUCCACACCCAAGAGAAUGGCCAUGCCCAAGGAAGAGCAAUCCGCACACACUAUCUCCCAGCGUAUCCGCACGCUCAAGAAGAUUCCUCCGGAGUUGAUCCCUAUCGGCAUUGUCCUUGCUGCCGCCAUCGGUGCCGCGGUCUAUAGUCUGGGUCGCAAGCUGGUCACGGACAAGACCCUUCGCCUUACCCGACAAGGCAAGCAGGCCGACCACUAGACGGACGGAAGAGAUGAGGAGAUGAUGAGCGAGGAGGCGUGGUGUACAAAGGAACCAAGGGAGAUGUGGAUUAGAACGUGGUCAUCCGAUGAGCUAUCAGGACGAGGACGUUGGAGAACACAUUCUAUCUCCUAUGUAUUGCAGCAACACGUAUGUUCUUUUGGAACUCACAAGUUCAUUGAGCCGGGAUGACUGCCGGUGUUUC